This is a messenger RNA of Trypanosoma cruzi, 2985 nucleotides long. RefSeq lists its product as uncharacterized. Bases 1 to 2985 code for a protein of 994 amino acids. The record is from RefSeq and is a predicted model, not a curated record. NCBI's taxonomy places the organism in Eukaryota, Euglenozoa, Kinetoplastea, Trypanosomatida, Trypanosomatidae. Gene Ontology annotation, cellular component: U4/U6 x U5 tri-snRNP complex; catalytic step 2 spliceosome. Gene Ontology annotation, biological process: mRNA splicing, via spliceosome; spliceosomal tri-snRNP complex assembly. The transcript has a single exon. Gene Ontology annotation, molecular function: protein binding.
AUGGAUGCUGCCCCGACUCUGCUGCCCCAAAAGGACAAGUAUGAGCAGUUGCUGGCGAAGUACGACUGGAGCUCUCCGUUUCCACCUCGCGGUUAUCAGUUUGGCGUGGGGCGUGGCGCCAAGGCCUUCUCCACAUCCGCAGAGCUGAGCUCUGCCGUCGGUGCCGCCGCCGCUCCAUUCCUGCUGUCGACACCAGAAACGAGCGGCCUGUUGGAUGCUUUAGAUCGCCUCGAGGAAAAACGUCAAAAACGCCGAAGGGAUGAUGCGAAGGGGGCUCGUCAGGCCGCCACCGCCCACGAAAGCAAGAAGCCAAAAACGCUUCUUUCCAUGGAGGAUCUUGCGACUGUUGGUAGCGGCGUGGCGGGACACUCGCUGGUGAAGCGUAAGGCGCGCACAGAGGACAUGGAUGUAGUUGACAAUCAUGUGUUUGCUGACGAGACGUCGGUGGUGACGGCGGGUGACUUACUUCGAAGUCAGACAUUUACCACCAAACAAACUUUGGAAAACAUCCUUGGGAUGGGCUCACCCACGGAACAAACGACGUGGAUUACACACUCUCGUGCAUUUCGUGAGAUGGGGUUGUCAAAGAAGGCGCACCAGACGUUAAUAGAAGGUUGUAGACUUACAGGAAGUAAAGGACCAUUGAUUUGGAAGGAACGGUUAGAGCAUACACAAGACCCUGCGGCUAAGCGACAGCUUCUUGAGGAAGCCGUAAAGGCCUGUUCGGGGUGCGAGGAGUUGUGGUUGCUUUUGCUAGAGCAUGAGCCACCCCAUGGACAACUGCACUGGCUGCAGCAAGCCGUCAUGGUGUGUCCCUCGAGUGAGAAACUCUGGCUACGCGUCCUUCUCCACAUUUCUGCACCACGGGAUCAAAAAAAGAUUAUUCGCAAGGCACUUGAAGUUACCCCGAAGCUUCCCUCUCUGUGGGCAAUGCUGGCACGGUUGGAGUCCUACGAGACGGGGAAGGCAAUUUUUAAUGCCGCUGCUGCCGAGCAUCUCUCACUGCAAAUUAUUGUUGAAGCAGCCAAGUUUGAGGAAUUUCACUUCAGUUCACGCAUCAAGGAGGGAAAGCGGACGGAAGAAGGGAGUUUACAGGUGUUGGGCAAUGAACGGAUUCAACAAUUUGUGCAUCAGGCCGUGGGGAGCUUUCUGAUAGUGGAAGAGGAAAAGUCACGAAGAGAGUGGCUUGAGGCGGCGCGUGCCGCUGCAUUUGAGCGGUAUGUCUUGACCUCAGCAUACAUGUAUUUGUAUUUUGUUUCUGACCGGAAGACAAAAUCCCUUUUUGUGCCCGCCACAUGGAUAGAGGAUAUUGUGGCAUUAGUACCGGACAUAUGGCGGACGCAUGAGACAGUCUGCGCAAUGUGGGCGGCAAUGCUUAUUCUCCACCAAAUUCACGGUAAGCCUUUGUGCGGUGACACACACAUAAAGGAAAAGGAGGUGGAAGUUAUGACAGUCGCAUUGCGAUUGGCUUCGUCCGUGGCGAUAGAUGCCGCUCUGUCGGCGUUAUUAAAGCAAAUGACCUUUACUGAUGCGUCCAACUUGGGGAACCAAAGCGUGGAAGAGGAAGAGGAGGAACUAGGUCGACCGGGGACGACAGAGUUGGCUCUUUCGCCGCCGAAUGGAACCACUACCUCGGCCACAGCUGCCUCAAAUAGUCUUCCACUACCACUGACAUGUGUGUUUCUUUGCACGCUGCUGCAUAUGCCGUGGCUUACCACGGCAGAGAUGACAAUUCGCAUUGCCAAAGUGUUGUAUGACCGCGGGUUUUAUGAGGGUGCUUCACAUGUCCUGCGACUGAGCAUUUCACAACACCCAACAAAUUGUUUUCUUUUUCCAGCCGCAGCCAAAACACUGCUGGCAAUUGGCCGUGAGGAAGAAGCCGUGGAAAUGCUCUUGAGGGGGACGGAACUUGUAUCGGCUGAAAGCGACAUUGUAUGGGUGAAGCUUGCCGUGCAUCAGCGGAGCAAGCAAAAGGACAUUCUGCCUCUUAUUGAUAAAGCCCUGUGUUUGUUUCCCAAGUCUGAGAAGUUAUGGUUGCUGCGAUUGGAGGCAGAAGGGGCGAGGAUUAAAAGGUUGCUGGACGAUGCAGCGAUGCGGGGAGUCAGCACGUUGCCUUUUAUCAUUGAGCUGCGUCAAAUCUAUAGUAAGGCACUGAGUGAGGCGAACUGUCGUUUUUCCCCCACUGUGUGGUGUUACGUAGGUGAACGUUUGGAGUCCGUUUUGUUGAGCAGUGCCAGUGCUGCCCGAGCAUUGCUACUUGAGGGCGUCGUCGUGUGCGGGCGAAAACAACCGAACAAAAAGGCGGAAAUCCAAGCUGCCUUUGGCCUUGCGAGAUGCCAAGUGGAGCGAAUACAUUCGGGUCGUGAAACAGCCCUGGAAGUUGUUAAGGAAACGUUACAACUACUACCAAAGAACAAUGGCUCCUUUACUGUUCCUGUGGGCGAGUUGGUUUCUCUUUCCAUUGACCUUGAGGCUCCGGCAGCGCGGGGCCGUGCGGCGGCACAGGCGGUGCAACAUUGGCAUGUGCGGGAUCCACUAGUGUUUGGUUCCAUUGCGAAGGUGUACCAUGCGGCUGGCAAAUACGACAAGGCAUUGGAGCAAGCAAUGAAGGCGGUGAAAAUGAGUGAGGGUUCUUGUGGUGACGCCGUGGCAUUGUGGCUGAAGCUUGCUUCCUUGACUGCGUACAGGCGCUUGGUGAAGGCGUUGAUGUGUAUAGCGGACGAGGGUGAAUUAUCUAACACGGAGGAGCCUAUUCCCAUGAGUCUUAUGCUAUCGUGGCUGUGGAACCAAAUUGCAUUGGAUAGCGAUGAUUCGGGUAAUGCCACUGAUGCGGGCAGCAAUAAACAGCACACGCCAAAAAUCAACGGAGGCCCUUUGUGGGUACUUGUUGCCAAAAUAAAGGACCCAAGCAAUGUGACACUGCUCGGGUACAGAGACUCCGUCGAGUCGAUGUUGCAGGAGGUGAUGGACCUCAUUGAAUUGUGA